Penicillium chermesinum is the source of this 2436-nucleotide messenger RNA. RefSeq lists its product as uncharacterized. Lineage: Eukaryota; Fungi; Ascomycota; Eurotiomycetes; Eurotiales; Aspergillaceae. The transcript has 4 exons. Bases 1 to 2436 code for a protein of 811 amino acids. The record is from RefSeq and is a predicted model, not a curated record.
AUGUAUCCUCGGCCGUUCUCACGCGGGCCUUGGGAAGAAGGCCUCGCUGAUCCCCCAUCGCCUCGCUCUCUCGACACCCCCGAGCAUCCAGCCCAUAUCCGUUCUAGGUCCUCUGCGCACGCUCAUUCGCAGAGCCCUAAACGCCUGUCAGUCUUUAGCCGCUCUAGAAGUAACACCACCAAUACAACAUUUUCGACCUCCGGCUCCCCAGUGAACUCCAUGGAGGACCCAGCCCCGCAGCCCGAGGAGAGGUCCGCUUCUUCGCUGGGGGGGAGAUCCGAUAGAAACUCUCGAUCGUUCUUGGCUCGGGGGAGUCGCAUUCUCCGCCGUCAGGGAAGUAAGGUCAAUGUCGUCGCCACGCUGGACGAGGAGACAGAGAUGGCCCACCCGGAGAGUUCAUUACCACCCAGACCUGAUAGACCGGAAAGACCUGAAAAGGCCGACAGGCCAGAGACCUCCCGGCGACAUCGGUCUCGCCACCAGGAUCACCACCCGGCUGAACUCAUGUCUUGUAUAGAUGAACGACUCAAGAGAAUCAUCUCAGACCCUUAUGAUUUCCAUCAUCUCACCCACACCAGUGUGGCGCAGUUCCAGACCAUUGAUAGGGCUCGUGAACACGACCUCGUGACGGAAUUCUCUAUUAUGCGUGCAUCCCAACGUCCUGAAACCGGCCUCAAGGGCAUCCGGGCUGAGGAUAUCCAUUUGCAGAGCUCCUCAACCGAGGAAUCGACGAACCAACCCCUCAGGGCUCCCCGAGAUCACCUCAGCCCUCCAUGGGCUCCCCCCCAAAUGGGCCACGAGCGAAGAUAUUCUCGCCAAUUUGAGAACUUUUCUCGGCCAGUCCCCAGAUACCCACGAUCGUGCCCAACAACUCCCCCGCCUCACGCCAUCCCAGAGACUCCGUCAGAAGCUGAAUCUGCGCCGCUUGCCAUCGAUGCAGUCUUGGAAUCGUCAACGCCAAAGACCAUCCCAGCAGACGCUGAAGCGCAUUCGCCUUCCAUCUACAGCGUAGAUUCGUCCGAGGAGAUGAGCCGUCAGAUGUCUCUCAGUAGUCAAUAUGACUUGCAGGAUGUUCCGGAGGAGGAGGAAGUCACCCGUAUGUGGGACAGCCCAGAGCCCAGCAUUGGCUACGCCCACUCUCGCUCUGUUUCUCAAGCGAGCCAGCCCCAUUCACGUUCCGUGUCCCAAGUGAGCCAGAACGCAUCUUAUCCUACCAAGGCGACUGGCCCGAAAAGGCCCCUCUCGAUUGUCGUGGCUGAGGAAUUGUCGCGCAAGUUUUCUGAGGCUCUGGGGUCCCCGACGCUACCUCAGAAUCUUCCUGAAUCCUCGCCUCAAUCCUCUGCCGACCCCCAAGAUCCCCCGCCGGAAGCACCUCGACCCCCAACCGUGGCUGGUGUACAUUCAUUCCCAUAUGAAGAGGAGGUUUACGACUCCUGGGACGCAGACAUUGAUUAUUGUUACGAGCAUGCAGCAGAAUCUACCAGUAACUUCGACUGGACUCGCUCCUCCCUGGAUGAGGCCCGGCCCCAGAUUGCGACUACUACCACAGAAGAGUUACAACCAUGGCUGGCUGCCCCAAAGGCCCGUCAGCUCGAGCCCAGCCCGCUGAGCACAUCCACCCUUGCGACGCCUGAUUUGGAAACGAGCUCGGCGCGCUCUGCACCCGUCUCGGCUGCCACACCCUCUACAACCGACUAUGAGCGGGACUUCAUCUCCCGGACCCCUGCGGGCUACUUCCAGCCCAUGAGCUCCUCGAUGCUGCCGUCUUCUCUUUCCAAGCAGCUGCCCCAAGAAACACUGUAUGAGGACUACUUGACCACCGAUGGCGAGUCGGACCGUCAUUACCCUUUCCCCCAAGGCAUGAUGAACUCUGCAGAGACCAAUCCCGUGUCCCCUCGCAGCAGCUUCUCUCCCAUCAGCAAAUGCAACUCCCAAGAAAGCUUGAUGCUUUCUCGUGCCGCUUCCUUGAUUCGCAAGCACCGCUCGUCGGUUUCUACGAAUAGUGUGCCCGAGCUGAUUCACAGUCUGUCGAGCAGUCGCGAACUGGUACCUCUUGAUCAUCGAGCCAGCGGUGAUACGUUGGCCACGACAUCCAGUAUGAGCCGCCCUGAGUCUUCCUACCACCGCCAGACCCGGAGUCUGGCAGAAGCGCAGUUCUUGGCGCAUGCCAGCAGCUCUGUAAGCCUUGCAAGUACAGAAAGUACCACUCCGGGUGCUCCGCCUCUCUCAAAUACCCCCUUCCACGAGCGUGUGCGAUCCACUGCGGAGAUGGAUGCGCGCCUGGCAAAGGUCGAGGCCGAGGUCAAUGCUGUUGUUCCCCCCGCGGUGCCUACUAGACAUCCCGGUCGAAAAGAAGAGCCGAACUACUUCGUACUCUCUUUUCCCCACAGCCGCUCCGUAUCUCUACGAGUCCACGAUGGUUUUCCUUGUAUAUGA